Messenger RNA from Miscanthus lutarioriparius, 354 nucleotides. NCBI's taxonomy places the organism in Eukaryota, Viridiplantae, Streptophyta, Magnoliopsida, Poales, Poaceae. The record is from the annotation of a GenBank genome assembly.
AUGGCGGUGCCCAAGGUGCGGCCGCGGCGGUGGACGGUGCAGGUGGAGGGCAGGAGCAGGGACUGGCCGCUCUCCUUCAACACGGUGUUCUGGAACCUCAACUACUGGGACAGCGCCAGCACGAUGGCCGGCGAGGUGGAGCGGCCGGAGCGCGCGUUGGGUGUUGCGGUGGUGCUGAUCGCUGCCAGCUACCUGCUGCCGCUCAUGGCGGCCACGGACGCGGCGCCGGAGGCCUGGACCAACGGCUACUUGGCCGAUGCUGCAGGGCCAAGAGGUGGCUCAGGUUUGAAGGGCAGCAGGGACAAGGAGAUCAUGCUGCCGCAUCUGCACACACGGCUUGAAUUUGAACAUUGA